UCCUAUCCGUACAUUUUCCUGCCCUCUGUGCAAUUCGUAGAGACAAACCUCCUCUCAAUCUUGUUCACAUUCAUCUCCGCAUACCGCAGCCAUGGCUCCCCUUGCCAACCAAAAGACCUACAAGCUCUACAACGGCGUCACCAUCCCCGCCGUGGGCUUCGGCACCUUCGCCAGUGAGGGCGCAUCCGGCGAGACGUACGCCGCCGUCACCACCGCACUCAAGACGGGCUAUCGCCACCUCGACUGCGCCUGGUUCUACCAGAACGAGGAGGAGGUCGGCGCCGCCGUGCGCGAUUUCCUCAAGGAGAACCCCAGCGUCACCCGCAAAGAUCUCUUCAUCUGCACAAAAGUAUGGAACCACCUCCACGAGCCCGACCAAGUCAAAUGGAGCUUCAACAGCAGCUUGACUAAGCUGGGCAUGGACUACAUUGACGCCUUCCUCGUUCACUGGCCCAUUGCCGCCGAGAGCGACGACCAGCACAUGCCCAAGCUCGGCCCCGACGGCAGGUACAUCAUCAAGAAGGACCUUACAGAGAACCCGGAGCCCACAUGGCGCGCCAUGGAGGAGAUCUACGAGUCCGGCAAGGCAAAGUCCAUCGGCGUCUCCAACUGGACCAUCGACGGCCUCAAGAAGCUCCUCAGCUUCGCCAAAGUCAAGCCUAUGAUGAACCAAAUCGAAAUCCACCCCUUCCUCCCCAACACCGACCUCGUCAAGUUCUGCCAGGAUAACGACAUCCUCGUCUCCGCCUACUCGCCCCUCGGCUCCCAGAACCAGGUCCCCAGCACCGGCGAGAAAGUGCGUACAAACGCCAAGCUCAACGAGGUCGCCCAGCGCAGCGGCUACGACCUAGCUCAGGUCCUGCUGGCCUGGGGUCUGCAGCGUGGCUACGUUGUCCUGCCCAAGAGCUCCACCCCCUCGCGCAUCCAGAGCAACUGGAACAUUCCUGAGCUCAGCAAGGAGGACUUUGAGGCGGUUGAGGAGGUUGCGCGAGGCAGGCACACGCGCUUUGUUAACAUGAAGGAUACCUUUGGCUACGACGUCUGGCCUGAGGAGACCGACGGUGGAGAGCUCAAGGCAUAAAGAAAGUGGGGUAAAAAAAAAGGUGGAAACGUAUUACAACAGAACCAACACCAUGAUGACACGCCGAGGGCUUCCGUUCCUCUUCUUCAAUUGUUGUCUUUACUAUUUAGCGAUACCAAGAGAAAAGAAAAGUCUAUUGCAGACUAAUGUAGAAUAACAGCUCGUAGAGCAAUUUGAAAUGGGUUUAAAUUUCAUAUUCAGCAUACUGCUCUGUGUAUCGCAAUUGUUGCCGUGUUAAAUCGCGCUC
Messenger RNA from Bipolaris sorokiniana ND90Pr, 1328 nucleotides. RefSeq lists its product as uncharacterized. Lineage: Eukaryota; Fungi; Ascomycota; Dothideomycetes; Pleosporales; Pleosporaceae. The coding region runs from base 92 to 1081 and encodes 329 amino acids. The transcript has a single exon. The record is from RefSeq and is a predicted model, not a curated record. Gene Ontology annotation, molecular function: aldose reductase (NADPH) activity. Gene Ontology annotation, cellular component: cytosol.